CUAUGUUGCUGUGACACCAAGUGCUGGUUUUCGGGGUGUCGGACUGACCCAUGCAGGCAGGCCUGAGCCUCGACCCACUCGCGAGUAGCUUAUAUACAUCGUCGGGAUUCUAGACGAACAGGGCCUCCUACAAUGUCGCCGUGCACUUGGCUCCUGGCUUUCCUCUCCUUGUCUCUGGCCUUCCUCAUACUCCCAGCCUCGUCGGCACCGACGAGCAGGCUCUUACUUGCCCCGAUACCCUCGUAUUUCUGCUUCAACAAUGCCCUCAUCGGCUGGAACCUUCUUGUCUACCUCGGCACCAACUAUUUUCUUCAUUCCGUUUCUAUUCCGGCUGGUGCGGACAUCGAGCGUUACACGCAGCGCGUGACCCUCACCCAAGCGCUGUGGUGGAGGGCGACUCUGUCUGUGGUUUCGCUCUUCUUACCUUUUUUCGCGCUUGCGAGGACGACCAUACUCCUCGCUGAGCAGUUCAAGUGCAAGGGCAACGAUGUCCGCGCAGCCCUUCAACACGGCGCACUCCUCGUUGUCGUCCGAGGCGUCGAUUGGGAGCCUGGAGAAAAGGACGAGAUCAUAUACACUAAAGUUAUUGACCCUCGCACGACAACCGACGACACACCUGCAGGAGACCAAAAAAAGCAGCUGCCGCUGGCCACGAUAUCCUUCGACAAGGUCGAGGGUAAGAGGGCCUACAGUCGAGUCACCCAUGAAAGUAGAUCAUUACAUGGUUCAGUCCUUCCUCCGAUGGGAUAUUCCUUGGCGGUGCCGUUGCACAAGGCGUACACCGAAGACAUCAUUCACAGGGACUUGGAGGAUACAGGAAAGCUCAAGAUUCACCAUCCCUCGGGCAUCACGAACGUGAUUCUGUCCAUCUUCCAGAUCGUAUUCGCCAUCUUCACCCUAUACUUCACACCCUCAGACCAGAUCCCGCGCUGGGGCUACGCAGCGUAUGGGCUGUCGGUGUUCCCAUACGCGCUCAUGUCCGUGAUGAACCUCCUCUGCGCCGCGUUUGUCGGCGGCUACGCAUCCGGGCACGUUCUUCGAACACCCAUCCUCGAAGAGUCGCUCAAGAGAGGCGGAUUAUAUGCCCAGGUGGGCAACGACACCUGGGUGAGGUACGAUGGGCUGGUCGGGACAGUCCGGCGCACCGGCAGCCUGCCUCCCGUUCUUUCGAGUCAACCCCUGCCGCCUACUAAUGAAGACGCUGUUCAGCAUGCCGCGGGCGAGCCUAUCUUCGACGACACCCAGAUCGGCAAAACUGGGAGAGGAUCGUACGAGGCGGUGAAGAUGCGCAUGAAGCCUGACGGUGACAUGAAGCGUCUUUUUGUCACCGUCAAAGGCGCAAAGGAGCCUAGAGAAUACCAUUUGGUUACCGAGGACAAAGGUGAUGCACAAACAACGCGCUUUACCCUGUCCGCCCUCAGUCACGAUGGGCCUAUACCAGAAGAGAAGCUCAACGAGCACCAAGCAAUCACACCGCGCGAGGCCUGGACCAUCGCCUGCCUCUUCAUCAUCGCGCUGGUGUCUCCGCACGCCCUGAUAUACAGCCUCACUGGCUUCCAUCCGAACGGAAGCACCGUGGCCCAGAGGGGAUGGAUGAUGUCCUGGUUAGCGGCGGAUCAGGCCUCGUCGUUGUUGACGUUGUUCUUCUGGUACGCGUGGAAGAACUGGCGAUGUGACAUUCCUGACAUGGUUCACUACAUAUGCUUCGGGCUUCUCAUGAUCCCCGGGGUGGGAGGUAUUGUGACGGUCGCAUUGAUGUUCCUGACAGAUUAUAACUUCGGACCGAAUGCAUGCCUCAGCAGCAACAGCAGUAGUACACAGUACUUGUGGUUCGUAGAAUGAUAUUUAUGUAACCUAUGCAUCCAGGCCGCGUUCUCCGAUUAUCCCUGCUACUUAUAUAUCGAGCGCAAUACAAUGAGCCAGUAUUUAUCCAGGCUCUGAGCUGCCAAGACGACAAGUAAAACAAGAUUGACCAUCAUGUUCGAAUCUCC
Molecule: messenger RNA, 1991 nt
Organism: Rhodofomes roseus
Lineage: Eukaryota; Fungi; Basidiomycota; Agaricomycetes; Polyporales; Fomitopsidaceae
Exons: 3
Coding region: 133-1842 (569 amino acids)
Source: RefSeq, a predicted model, not a curated record